Molecule: messenger RNA, 1403 nt
Organism: Oryzias melastigma (Indian medaka)
Lineage: Eukaryota; Metazoa; Chordata; Actinopteri; Beloniformes; Adrianichthyidae
Gene: ruvbl1
Product: RuvB-like AAA ATPase 1
Biological process (GO): box C/D snoRNP assembly; regulation of transcription by RNA polymerase II; chromatin remodeling
Cellular component (GO): NuA4 histone acetyltransferase complex; R2TP complex; Swr1 complex
Molecular function (GO): ATP hydrolysis activity; DNA helicase activity; ATP binding
Source: RefSeq, a predicted model, not a curated record
GCUUGUGGUAUUAUUGUUGAGCUGAUCCAGGCCAAAAAGAUGGCAGGAAGAGCCGUUUUACUCGCCGGACCGCCUGGAACAGGAAAGACCGCCCUGGCCUUGGCCAUCGCUCAGGAGUUAGGGAACAAGAUUCCGUUUUGCCCCAUGGUCGGCAGCGAGGUCUACUCGUCUGAGAUUAAAAAAACGGAAGUUCUGAUGGAGAAUUUCAGGAGGGCGAUUGGCCUGCGCAUCAAAGAGACCAAGGAGGUGUAUGAAGGGGAGGUGACGGAGCUGACCCCCUGUGAGACCGAGAACCCCAUGGGAGGCUACGGGAAGACCAUCAGCCACGUCAUCAUCGGCCUGAAGACCGCCAAAGGCACCAAGCAGCUCAAGCUGGAUCCCAGCAUCUACGAGAGUCUGCAGAAGGAGCGCGUGGAAGUGGGAGACGUCAUCUACAUCGAAGCCAACAGUGGAGCGGUGAAGAGACAAGGCCGCUGUGACACCUUUGCCACGGAGUUUGACCUGGAGGCCGAGGAGUACGUUCCCCUUCCUAAAGGGGACGUGCACAAAAAGAAGGAGAUCGUCCAGGACGUCACGCUGCACGACUUGGAUGUCGCCAACGCUCGACCACAGGGCGGUCAGGAUAUUCUCUCCAUGAUGGGACAACUGAUGAAGCCCAAAAAGACAGAGAUCACAGACAAGCUCCGUGCUGAAAUCAACAAGGUGGUGAACCGUUACAUCGACCAGGGCGUGGCGGAGCUGGUCCCGGGCGUGCUGUUUGUGGACGAGGUCCACAUGCUCGACAUCGAGUGCUUCACGUACCUGCACCGCGCGCUGGAGAGCAGCAUCGCCCCCAUCGUGGUGUUCGCCUCCAACAGGGGGAAGUGUCUGAUCCGGGGAACUGAAGACAUCAGCUCUCCACAUGGGAUUCCUCUGGACCUCCUGGACAGAGUCAUGAUCAUCCGCACCAUGCUGUACACGCCGCAGGAGAUGAAGCAGAUCAUCAAGAUCCGAGCGCAGACGGAGGGGAUCAGCAUCAGCGAAGACGCUCUGACACACCUGGCAGAGAUCGGCACCAAGACCACCCUCAGGUACGCCGUGCAGCUGCUGACUCCAGGCAGUCUGCUGGGCCGAGUUCAAGGCAAAGAAACGGUGGAGAGAGAGCAGGUGGAGGAAAUCAACGAGUUGUUUUACGACGCCAAGUCCUCCGCCAAAAUCCUCCAAGACCAGCAUCAUAAAUUUAUGAAAUGAAACGCUCAUCUCCAGCCGUUUUGAUCUUCAUCCAGACGCGUCCUUCAGUUUUUGCUCCUAAUCUUUAAGCUUGUUUGGGCUGUUCAAAUAUUCCUGUUGUAGUUUUGAUCUAUUCAGUUGAAAGUUCUGUUUAUGUUGACAUGUUUUUGAAUAAAAAGGUGAAAACAUUUGGA